Knipowitschia caucasica is the source of this 483-nucleotide messenger RNA. Lineage: Eukaryota; Metazoa; Chordata; Actinopteri; Gobiiformes; Gobiidae. The record is from the annotation of a GenBank genome assembly.
AUGCUGCAGAACGUUGCUUCCAGCCUGGGCAUGACCUACAAGUGCCCAGUGCAGGAGCUGGAGUUCAGUUUGGACUGCAGAAGGAUCUGCCAGACGUGUGGAAAGGGCUCACGUAAGAGAGAGGACUUCACCAACCUCUCUCUGGACCUUUGUGCGGAAACUACCACCGACAAACUUCUGGAGAAUUAUCUGAAGCCGACCCAGCUGGAGUAUAACUGCACCUGUAAAGGUCAAGUUUCUACCAUGUCAGCGAUGUUCUCCACUCUCCCAAACAUCCUGGUUCUUCACCUGAAGCGGUACAGGUACACACGCGAUUACCGACUGGAGAAAGUGCACGAUGGCACGAGCAUCGACAAAGAUCUGGUGCUGUCACAGAAAACACUGCGGCUCGUUUCAGUCUGGUCGGGGUCAUCUCUCACCUCGGAGAUAAUGCAAAGUCUGGACAUUACAUCUUUGAAGGCAGAAGUCCGGACCAUGACCUGA